UGGGGCAGUUGUGAGUGACUCGUGCGUCAAGAUCAACGUGGCUCCCUACCCCAGUUCCCAUUCGAACCCGGGUCACCUGUUCAGGCAGGGGCGUGCACAGACUGACUUAUAGGGUAGCAUGUGUGGGAUUGGUCGGAGUUUAACGCCAUGACAUUCGUUUUGUUGAGCUGUCAAUGAGCUGUCAUAUUGCCGCGCGGUUCUGACGGUGACGGGCCGUCAAAUUACGUGCGGGGCGGCUGUUCUGACAUUCGGCGCAGUAGUGCUGUGGUCUGCAGUUCUAUAGAGCCUUGGUCUGCAGAGCACAGCCAGAGGCCGACCGGCGCCGGCGCGGUGGGGUUUUACGCCGCUCACUCCGUCAUCCAGUCUGUGUCGGGUGGAACGCUGGGGGGGUUUAGUCUGUCACUGGUGUCCGUGGCCGCUGUCCGUGGCUUAGUCUACCACCGGUCUCCGAUCAGUUGACAUGGGGCGUCUUGUGUCGGUAUCUGCCGCAGUGGCUCUGGUGCUACUGCUCUGCUGCGCCGAACUGCGGGCUCACGAGCCUUUGACAAGCUGCAAGAAGAAGUGCCCCACCGGCCAAGAAUGUAAGCUGGUGCGGAAAUGCUGGAAGGGCCUGUGGUGUUUCUCAUUGGCGGCGUGUGUUGACGUGCAGCCGCCGGCGCCGUCCGGGCCGCCGAGCUGUCAGGCGAUCCGCUGCGCCGGCACCCAGGUGUGCGUGCUGCAGGAGGUGGUGUGCGCCGCCGUCACCCAGCCCUGCUACCCGGUGCCGGUCUGCAUCGACGACCCGUGCGCACUGGCCCUCUGCGGCCAGCCGGGCACGCGCUGUGUGACCCAGCGGCGGCCGGACGCGCAGCCCGCCUGCACCCCGUUCCCCGGCUGCCAGUUCACCUCGGCCUGCGUGCCGAGGGCCCGGCCGAAGCCCGGCUUCUGUCCGGCGGCCAGCCUGGUGCCGGCCGACAGCGUGAAGCCGUGCACCUACGACAACGACUGUCCGUCGAGCCUGCUCUGCUGCCGCGGCGCCUCCGGCAGCAGCAGCUGCACGGCGCCCGCGUUCCCGAACCCCUGCGACGGCGUGACCUGCGGCCCAGCCGGCCCGACCUGCCGCGUGGUCGACGGAGUGGCGGGGUGUCUGGACCGGGUCUGCAGCCCGGGACCCGACUCCUACUUCUGCCAGAACAACACGCAGACGUUCUGCUCUCAGAGCGCCGCAAUCAUCCGCACCGACCUCCCCUGCUAAAGGUCAUCGCCACAUGUGCUCUAAUAGGAAGUAAUGCAAUCUUACCGGUAAUGGUCUUAUUGCCUAAUUCGGUGUCAGACAUGUCAUUCCCGUAGUAUGGGUCUUUGAUAGUUAAUGCUAACAGAACUGACUGAAAUUACUGAAAUUAUAUGUUCCAACAAAUCAAUUUCACCCAUGUGUCUCGAAAAACAUGCAAGCGACAAUACAAAAUACGUAUCGCGACAAUCAUAGACUGUGUGUAUAAGAUGACAUAUAAUGCACGACACGGCA
Amphibalanus amphitrite is the source of this 1504-nucleotide messenger RNA. Its product is annotated as keratin-associated protein 10-4-like. NCBI's taxonomy places the organism in Eukaryota, Metazoa, Arthropoda, Thecostraca, Balanomorpha, Balanidae. Gene Ontology annotation, molecular function: peptidase inhibitor activity. Gene Ontology annotation, cellular component: extracellular region. Bases 461 to 1234 code for a protein of 257 amino acids. The transcript has 2 exons. The record is from RefSeq and is a predicted model, not a curated record.